Athene cunicularia (burrowing owl) is the source of this 6482-nucleotide messenger RNA. RefSeq names its product rhomboid like 3 (gene RHBDL3). NCBI's taxonomy places the organism in Eukaryota, Metazoa, Chordata, Aves, Strigiformes, Strigidae. Gene Ontology annotation, molecular function: calcium ion binding; serine-type endopeptidase activity. The transcript is spliced from 8 exons. The record is from RefSeq and is a predicted model, not a curated record. The coding region runs from base 112 to 1221 and encodes 369 amino acids. Gene Ontology annotation, cellular component: membrane.
CCUGGGGCUCAGCGCAGCCCUGCUGCUGGCUGCCAGACAUCGUCUGUCCUCUCCCUGAGACAAAGGUGCUCGGCUGGGCUUGUGGGAAAACUGGCACUUAACGAGAUCAUCAUGGAUAAAUACAUGAAGCGUCUAGCAAAGUUCGACCCCGACAACACCGGCUACAUCAGCACUGAGAAGUUUCGCACCCUUCUCCAGAGACACGGCUCGGAGUUGGACCCCCACAAGCUGGAGGUCUUGCUGGCCCUGGCAGACAGCAACUCUGAGGGGAGGAUCUGCUACCAGGACUUCGUCAACCUGAUGAGCAACAAAAGGUCGAAUAGUUUCCGCCAAGCCAUCCUUCAGGGGAACAGGAGGCUGUGCAGCAAGGCGCUGCUGGAGGAAACGGGGCUGAGCCUUUCGCAGAGGCUGAUCCGACAUGUUGCAUACGAAACCCUGCCUCGAGAGAUAGACCGCAAGUGGUACUACGACAGCUAUACCUGCUGCCCUCCACCCUGGUUCAUGAUCACCAUCACUAUUGUAGAGGUUGCCUUUUUUCUUUACAACGGAGUGGUAUUAGACAGAUUUGUGCUGCAAGUCAGUCACCCCUUAUACCUGAAGAAUGCAUUACUUUACCAUCCUCAGCUCCGUGCUCAGGCUUGGAGGUACCUAACCUACAUAUUCAUGCAUGCAGGGAUAGAACACCUUGGACUCAAUGUUGUCCUUCAGCUCUUGGUUGGGGUUCCCCUGGAAAUGGUGCAUGGAGCUGCAAGGAUCAGCUUUGUGUACGUUGCUGGAGUUGUGGCAGGGUCCCUGGCAGUGUCAGUAGCUGAUAUGACUGCGCCUGUGGUGGGCUCCUCUGGAGGCGUGUAUGCUCUUGUCUCAGCUCACUUGGCCAAUAUAGUCAUGAACUGGUCAGGAAUGAAGUGCCAAUUCAAACUGCUGCGCAUGGCUGUUGCCUUGAUCUGUAUGAGCUUUGAAUUCGGACGAGCCGUGUGGCUGCGAUUCCACCCCUCUGCUUACCCACCCUGCCCACACCCCAGUUUCAUGGCUCACCUGGGAGGGGUGAUGGUUGGAGUCACUCUCGGUGUCAUCAUCCUGAGGAACUAUGAGCAGAGACUCCAAGAUCAGACUUUAUGGUGGAUCUUCCUUUCUAUUUAUGUCAUUUUUGUCUUGUUUGCCAUCUUCUGGAACAUUUUUGCCUACAGCCUGUUGGAUCUAAAGCUACCUCCCCCUCCUUGAAAACAUGGGACAGAAAACUCGAGAGUGGAAGUCAUCUGUCAGCUAUGUUAAAUGAAUGAAGAUGGAGGAUCUAUUUUUAUAUUUAACUUAGGGGAGGAUGAUUCUUUUGAACACAAGUGUGUGCUGGAGGAGAUGCUUAAAGGUCUCACGAAAGAAUGGGCUGAUCAGUUUGUUCACAAAUCUAGCAGGUACUGUAAUACUGGCUGGCCUGGACCCUGCAGUUUCUCCACUGCCAGGGCUCCCAUUGGGCAGCUUGUACCUGGGCACUUAUCACUUGGUUUGUUAGCACACAUCAAUAUUUUGUACAAGAUAUUUGUAUUUUCCAGAUCAGUGCUAGAAUUAUGGCCAGUUAUUGAGAGAAUCUCCUCAGUGUUACUGAACACUAAAAGGGAAAAAGAGCAGACAUUUACUCGUUAGAGACUCAGAUGGUUCUCACAAGGCAGCCUAGGUUUGGUUUCUAUGGACACACCUGACUGUUCAGCCAUACCAGUGCCACUGUCUAAUUACUUGAAUGGUUCAUAAGAUAUUUUAGCCUACAGUGAAACCUGUCUUGAGCACCUUUCAAAGAAAUCAGCAGAACUUGAUCACCCAAAGUGAUGGAGUCUGGUCUUCAACUACAGGUCAAAUGGAAUUGCACUAUAAACCUUGGGAACUCUUAGAGUGUUGUGGGCACCCAGACAGAGGUGACUUACUGUGCAUGUUUCACUUGAUGUUAAUUAUUUCUUUCCCCCAGCCUGCUGUGGCUAGAGGGCAUGCCUGGGGUUUCUUUUUUGAGGGAUGGAGAAAAGGAGGGCAAAUGUUCAAUUGUGUUUUUAUCAGCUGACAAUCAGGUGCUGUUUUCUUCUCACUUUAUUUCUGGCCAUGCUGAUCUAACACCUGACCUGCAGUGAGCUCCUAGCAAGGAUCUCAACUAUUCCAGCAGGUUCUUACUGGAAAAGUGGGACCAGGAUCACCUAUAGCAGCACAGAGUGGGAACUAGACUUUACAGCCAUAUAGUCCACUUGGGGCCAAAUCUGUCUGCUGAAGUCAGUGGGGUUAAAUCAGGUUGUAUGUAGCACUGUUUUCCCACUGAAGCGGAAAGGAUGUUACUGUGUUACAGUGAUCUUUAUGAAACUGGUAAAAGUGGGUUUAAAGUGAUGCUAAAUUUUGAGGAUGCCUCUUCCUGAGGCAAUGGAUGUUCAGGGGCUCCGAGCAAUGGAGUUAAUUGCAAUGAUGCCUUUUUCUUUAACAUUGGUCAAGCCCAGGUUUUAACAAUCUGUAACUGGCCUGUAGCACAGUCCAUACAGUUGCCUGCAUGGACCUGGGGACCAGACUGGAACACCUGUAGCACAAGCAGUACUUACAGGUACACUUCUCUGUAAGGUGUUUAUGUUAUUUUGCUUCUCACUUUAGAGAGCUGCCAAACUACAGUCCAGGAAUGUGGAUACCCUCCUUUUCUCUCCCCUUUAGCCACCUAGUUUGAUGGCCUGGAUAAAGCAGCCAUAGAAGCCUCUCUAGACUAGCUCCUUUCUUCCUUUUUUUUCUAUUUUCAUACUGGUGCCCAGGCACCAGCCACCAGAGCCUUCCGCAGCACAUCUCAUGGGCACUGUAGCAGUUGGGUUUGCUCUGUAGCAAAAUGCCUCUGUAUUGUGGGCUUUAUUCUCUCAGCUGUGUAAUCAGUGCUGCCAGAUGAUAUCACAAACGGGUGGGAGCUUGUUUUUCUAGAGGGGACAUUCACAAGUGCUUAUCAGCUACCCCUUCUUUGCCUCUUAGGGGUAAAGUAUCUCUGGUCUGGAAGGGUGAAGUUUAGCUCCCACAGUAUGCACUAGUUAAACUCCUGUUGCCUUGAGGAAAGGGAAGGAGGAGAAAGUAAGUGUUUCUACAGCCUGAAAUAAGCCUUACCUGUAAAAGAAACAAUUUUUGCUAUCUUUGUGCACAGGAAUGGGAUCUCUGAGGGCAACUGCACUUUUGUUGUUCUGCAUGGCUAGUACAUUACUCAUGGGCCCUCAGAUCAAGGAACAAGAGGAAGGGUUAAGGGUCAAAGCUCUGUUCACUUUGGAGAAGGGGAUUGGUUCCCUGUGCCAUUUUACCUCUGCAGUUCGGGUCCAGAUUGAAGCAGUCAUGAGAGUUUACAUGCAUCCUUUCAGGUGCUGGCCCAGUGGGUUUCGUAGCAGUGGGGAUCAUCUGCCCUGGGAGCAGCAGGCGAGCGGGAGAGCGGGGAGCUAGGAGAACACUGACAGAAGCAUGGUUAACACGCAAGGAGGACGUUCCUUUCCUCACCUAUUGCUAAGCCUUUCUGAUUACAGAUGCCUUUAAAAUGGAGGUGAGCAGAAAUGGGAGUUCCCCUGAAAGUUUUAGGAAAACUUCAAAAAAUUUCGGUAGAAAAUGUCAACCACAACAAAACCCAGAUAAUUUUGCUUAUAAUUUAGCAGAGUACAGUGUGCACCAAUUGACUUUUAGUUUUGGUUUCUCAAAUGAAAGCUACUUCAUGCCCAUCAGUUUCUCCCCAGAAAGGUUUCUCUGCCUGUCAGUGAUGUGCUCUGAGGUGAAGCAGCAAGCUACAAGUUCAGUGACCACCAGCUUCUUCAUCAGUUUGACCCUGGCCAACACACCUUUGCCUCUGCUCAGGAGUGGGCAGGAGCUGAACAGAGUAAUACAGGCACUAGUUUUUAGUCCUUUAUCCAUAGAUAAACAUAUUUUACAUGAACAGGUUGAAAACAGCUCUGAGGUUGAGCUGAGCUUAUGACUUGUCCUUCAAACUGUUGUUCAUCUUUCUGACUUCCAUUUUGUGUCCCCAUACCUUGUCUGGGCAAGUCUGUAAGCAACCCUGGGGACAAAGGCCAGAAUUUAGGGCAGCACUAAAUUUAUUGUGGGUGAAGAAACAAAAUCCUCUCCCAUUCCUCUUCAUCAGAGCCAGAAUCUCUCCCCGUACAUAGAGCAGGUUGUACACAGAGCCUGUUGUCUGCCAAGUCUGUCAGCUCAUGGAGUCAGGAACAGCACAAAGUGCUCAAGCUUUUAUAUUAUGGUUUUUUAAUCACUAAAAUUGCACUGUGAAAACUUGUUAUGUUUUUACAGAGUAUCAGGAAGUCUAGUUAUGUUAUUUUCUAAUGCACCCAGGAGUGCCACAGUGCUGCAGCACCGCAGAGCUAAUAGCAACAAGGCUUUUCUUUUACCUCCAGAUGUCCUUGAAGCUGCUGGCUUAUGUCGGAGAUGUAAUAUUCUCCAUCCUGCUCAUUUGUGGUUCCAGCUUGUCACAGCAACGUGUUCCUGAAGGAGACGUCCACUGAGGGACUGGUUUUGGUGACUGUUUUGGUUUUAUUUCAGCUGCUGCCAGGAUUUUACAUCAGUCAGAUAAAAUGUGAAUCUGUUGAACCUUACGGAUGUGCAGUGCUAGAGCGAAAGGCAAGACUGCUGCUAAUGUACAGAUUUGAACAGUGAACAGUAAAGGAAGUUAUUUUAUGUCCUUGAGGAAGGAUACAACACCUGGGGAGGAAAAAAAAAAAAAAAAGGCCGUUUGUGUUGGACUUCCCAUUUAGUAAGUAUAUUACAGUACUGGUCCAGUGAGGACGGGUGCAGGGAGUAGUAAUGCAGGCUGGGAGAGGCUGGGUGCUGGCUGAGAGCUCCUCCGGGGACAUCUGCUGGCAGCACGGCGACAGCACGGACGGGGCCGGCUCCCAGCAUCUCCUGGUCCCUCAACCCGAGGAGAGAUGAGAGGAGGGGCGCAGACAGCCGUGGGGAGGAGGAAGGAGGAGGGGAACCAGGGAGAUCAAAGUCCACGGGGCUUGCAAAAAUUGCACCUUUUAUUCCUAGAUGCUCGUAGGCAGGUAAAGAUUAAUUUUGCACACAUCCGUAAUAAUACAGGAAGAAGGAGGGUUGGGGGUUUGUGAUGGAGUGAUGGGAGAGGAGGUUACCAGAAACAAUCUCUGAGUGAGGUGUAGAGGAGUUGUGAAAAUGCUGAUGAAUUUACUUUUGCUGAGUUCUUAAGACGGUAUCUCAUGUCACUUUUUCCCCAUCAGUCAGCGAGGAAUCUUAGCACUUGCGUGACAUAAUUGUGAUUCUCCACUGCUUGCCUCUUUAGCAGUAGGAAGUAUUUUAUCAAUGGGAAAGGGGGAGGCCAAAGAAAUUAUGGUUGUCUGAGGUUUCUGGACUAGAAAUAAAGCUCAGGGAUUCUGUGUCCCAAGACCUUGCUCCUUAUGAUGGAUUGUACUGCCCCAUAUGUUUUAAAUCAGAUUAGAUCAAUUUGAACUGAGGUGUGAUGGAUGGAAUCUGACACACUUAGAGCUGAUACUAAAAUAACAGCAAUGUGCUGACCUCACAAGACAGCUGCUGUUUUGUGCCAAUAUUUAGUCUCACAGGAUCGUGGGUAGGACUUUCACACAUACUUCAGUGAGUAAAGAGCUCAAAGUCUAUCUGUUUACAUAGAUUCAAGCUCAGCUCAAUUGCUUUGGAAACCCCAUCCGCUGGCUUUACCCAAAGUAAAACUGGAGAGCAUGGAUGUAGUUCAACACCAGCAACCUCUGGAGGCAAACUGGGAUGUGGAGAACAAAGGCCAGCACCUCUGGGUUUUUAGACUCUUUGAAUAUUGCUGCUGUUCUGUUUCUUUUGUAGUAGUGGCUGCUCUACAGUGGUCUGUGAUACAACUCAAAAAUUCCUUCUGCAAUCACUGAUGCUGAGAACUGGUUCUAAAGGAAAAACAGUGCAUUUUGCAGCUCUAUAAAGAAAGAAUCACACAUAAGACAGAAACCGAGCUUGUUUAAAGGUAAAUGUAUUUUUAAUGUCACCAUUAAUCAUUGGCUUUUAAUUGGAAAAAGCUUUCUAAUGAGGUAUUUCUGAAAUGCCAGUAGUAGGACAGAAAAUAUAUGUUUCCGGGUACUUUACAACACAGAGCACAAAAUAUUCCCUAGGCCUGACUUAAGUAGCAAAAGUACCUUAAUUUUCAGUGAGCUUAAUAGAUACGUUAGUCACUGUCUCCUGACUCCCCCACAGUGUCUGUUUAGUUUGCAAAGAAAGCUAGAUUUAUGCAGCUUUUCUUUUGCUUACACUACUAAUGCUAACAGCACAUCCAAGUGUUAAACACAAAGCACUAAACAAUGUAAUUUUCUGCCUUAAAAUACAGAACAAAUGAUACUUUCCCGUUAAGGGCUAGUAAAACAAAAUGAUAUUUGCAAGGUAAGACGCUAUGGUACGUUUCCAAAUAUUUUUGUAUUGUGUACAUUCUGUAUAUUUUUGUUGUAACAAUAUUAUUUGAGCAUAAAAAUCCAUUAAAUUUCUUUUGUUGGUGU